This is a messenger RNA of Physella acuta, 546 nucleotides long. RefSeq names its product autotransporter adhesin BpaC-like. The record is from RefSeq and is a predicted model, not a curated record. NCBI's taxonomy places the organism in Eukaryota, Metazoa, Mollusca, Gastropoda, Physidae.
AUGAAUGACCCAACUACCUCUAGUGGUGACCCAACUACCUCUAGUGGUGACCCAACUACCUCUAGUGGUUACCCAACUACCUCUAGUGGUGACCCAGCCACCUCUAGUGGUGACCCAACUAUCUCUAGUGGUGACCCAACUAUCUCUAGUGGUGACCCAGCUAUCUCUAGUGGUGACCCAACUACCUCUAGUGGUGACCCAACUACCACUAGUGGUGACCCAACUACCUCUAGUGGUGACCCAACUACUUUUACUGGUGACCCAACUACCUCUAGUGGUGACCCAACUACCUCUAAUGGUGGCCCAACUACCUCUAGUGGUGACCCAACUACCUCUAGUGGUGGCCCAACUACCUCUAGUGGUGACCCAACUACCUCUAGUGGUGGCCCAACUACCUCUAGUGGUGGCCCAACUACCUCUAGUGGUGACCCAACUACCUUUACUGGUGACCCAACUACCUCUAGUGGUGACCCACUUAUCAUCAUCUGCCUGAGUGUUUGGCACCUCUAUCGCUGCUUUCUUUGUAGGAUUUCUGCUCAUUUAUAA